UAGAAGCUAGUUGAUUCCCUCUCUCUCUCGCUCUGUCUCUGCGUGCAAUUGUUGAGCGGCCAAGCGUUGUUCGUUUGAUCAGCAGCUAAUCUCAGCCUUCCGAUUGGUGAGAGAGACUGAUUCGAUAGACUAGUAGACGUCUCCUUGGAUUCAUUGGGGCUCACGACAACGCCACAAACCUCUUUCCAGUUCCUUCCUCUGCCUCUUUCGAUCACGGCAUUUCCGGCCUCGUUCUGGUCGGUAACUUAGGUUAAUAUGUUUUUGACGGGAUGUUGUGGUGAAGCUUAGGCGCUAGGCAAUAGUCUAGCGGGGUGCUUCUUCUUUUUCCAUCAUAAAUGGGCUGUUUUAGUUCUACCGUAAGAAAGCAGUUUGCUGGGUAUGAGGACCCAGUAGUUUUGGCUUCACAAACGGCUUUUAGUGUGAGUGAAGUUGAAGCACUGUUUGAGCUGUUUAGGAGCAUUAGCAGUUCCGUGCUUGAUGAUGGACUAAUAAACAAGGAAGAGUUUCAAUUGGCUCUAUUCAAGAAUAGAAAGAAAGAGAAUCUUUUCUCUGACAGGAUAUUUGAUCUAUUUGAUGUUAAGCGGAAGGGGGUCAUUGAUUUUGGUGAUUUUGUUAGAUCACUCAAUGUAUUCCAUCCAAAUGCCCCACUAGAACAUAAAAUAGACUUUUCUUUUAAACUCUACGAUUUGGAUGGGACAGGAUUCAUUGAACGACAAGAGGUCAAGCAAAUGUUAAUUGCACUACUGUCUGAGUCCGAGAUGAAGCUGGCUGAUGAGACCAUUGAGAUAAUUCUAGAUAAGACAUUUUCAGAAGCAGAUGCAGAUGAGGAUGGGAAGAUCGACAAAUCGGAGUGGCAGAAUUUUGUCAACCGAAACCCUUCGUUGUUAAAGAUUAUGACGCUUCCAUACCUAAGGGACAUAACCACAACAUUUCCGAGCUUUAUAUUUCAUUCAGAGGUCGAUGAGAUUGCUACAUAACAACUUAAUAUAUUAGAGGAAGAGGAGCCUAGCCGCCACCUACCCAACACUUUUUGUCUGGGAUUGGAAAGGUGUUUGUAAUUUAGGAUAACUGAUUUUAAUUUGCCAGUAUUAUUAUCUUUGUAAAGUUGAUAUUUUUGAACUUUGAUGUCAAAGCUCGACCCCUUCCUAUUUGGGCAUUUCCUAGUUUUUGCGUUUCCUCUUUUCGUAGUGCCGUCUGUAAAUCCAUCAUUCACUAUUCAUGCAUUAUGCUAAUAUAUUUACAUGUGUUUAAAUUUCAA
Molecule: messenger RNA, 1258 nt
Organism: Diospyros lotus (date-plum)
Lineage: Eukaryota; Viridiplantae; Streptophyta; Magnoliopsida; Ericales; Ebenaceae
Product: calcineurin B-like protein 1
Exons: 9
Coding region: 336-977 (213 amino acids)
Biological process (GO): calcium-mediated signaling
Molecular function (GO): kinase binding; calcium ion binding
Source: RefSeq, a predicted model, not a curated record